This is a messenger RNA of Colletotrichum lupini, 1005 nucleotides long. RefSeq lists its product as uncharacterized. Bases 1 to 1005 code for a protein of 334 amino acids. Lineage: Eukaryota; Fungi; Ascomycota; Sordariomycetes; Glomerellales; Glomerellaceae. The transcript is spliced from 4 exons. Gene Ontology annotation, molecular function: carbohydrate:proton symporter activity. Gene Ontology annotation, cellular component: membrane. Gene Ontology annotation, biological process: transmembrane transport; carbohydrate transport. The record is from RefSeq and is a predicted model, not a curated record.
AUGUUCAGCCACCUUGCGUUGCGGCAAUCUUUCAACAGAUCUUUGACUUCAACGAUCCUGCUCAUUGCCGUCUCUCAAUUCAACUUUGGGUUUGACCAACAAGGCUUUAAUUCGACCCAAGCGAUGGACGCUUUCGAACGGCAAUUCGGCUGGUAUAAUGCCAAGACGAAAGCCUACUACCUCGAAAGCUGGUGGCUGUCUCUUUUUGCCGGCCUACCGUAUAUUGGGUUUGGCAUAGGUAUUCUGAUCGGGAGCAUAGUCAGCAAACGCUACGGUCGGCGCAUGUGCAUGUUCUCAAUGAGUAUCUGGUCUUGCGUGGCUACGACAAUUAUCAUGACGUCCAGAAGCCGAGAUCAGAUCCUCGCUGCCAGGAUAUUGGCCUAUAUCUAUAUUGGCAUAGAGCUUGCCGUUGUACCCAUCUAUCAGUCGGAAAUAACUCCGCAACGAGCUCGUGGUUUCGUUGUCGGCACGUACCAACUGAGUCUUGCAACGGGUGGCUUGGUCGUCAACGCCGUGUCCCGAGGUACCGGGAGCUUGAACUCGGCUGCGGCAUACUUGAUUCCGUACGGGCUCUUCUACAUCGUACCCGUGAUAGUCAUAUCGGGAAUCUGGUUUGUCCCAGAGUCUCCCCGUUGGCUUGCAAUGCAAGGCCGUAACGACGAAGCACUUAUAGCUCUCAAUCGUCUCCGUGAAGGCAGCUUCACUGAAGAGCAAAUAGCGACCGAGAUGUCUCAGAUACGCGCAGGUAUAGAUCACGAAGUUGAGAAAGGUUCUUUCAUGGACAUGUUCAGGGGCAAGCAAGUGACAAAACGAACCAUGUCAGUCAUUGGUGUCAACUUUUUCCUGCAGGCUACUGGCUCUAUCUUUGCCUCUGUGUACGGCGCCAUUUUUGUGAAGCAGCUGGGGUUCAUCAAUCCUUUCACCGUCACCAUGAUCACCUCCAGCAUUAACAUUGUCAUGUGUGUCUGCUCAAUGAUCCUAUUGGACAAUUUGGGACGGAGGUAA